This is a messenger RNA of Hippocampus zosterae (dwarf seahorse), 1893 nucleotides long. Its product is annotated as ABC transporter B family member 1-like. NCBI's taxonomy places the organism in Eukaryota, Metazoa, Chordata, Actinopteri, Syngnathiformes, Syngnathidae. Gene Ontology annotation, cellular component: membrane. The transcript has a single exon. The record is from RefSeq and is a predicted model, not a curated record. Gene Ontology annotation, biological process: transmembrane transport. The coding region runs from base 1 to 1893 and encodes 630 amino acids. Gene Ontology annotation, molecular function: ATP binding; ABC-type oligopeptide transporter activity; ATP hydrolysis activity.
AUGUCCGAGAGCAAGAACCCUCUGCUCGCCCGGGUCGACACCGAGGAGGAGGAAGGCAUCGCCGCCAGCCGCAGGGAGUCCUUCCUUGAAAUACGGGACGACCCGGAGCCCUCCCAGCCUCAGGCCGAGGAGCUGUCCGCCCAGCCCGGCAAGACCGCCACCCUCCGCCGGCUGCUGAGCUACUCCAUGCGCAGCAAGGGGCUGCUGGUGCUGGGCUUCAUAGGGAUGUUGGUCAACGCCGCAGGGAGCGUCUACAUGCCCUACCUCUGCGGUGAUAUCAUCGACACGAUCAGCACCCAUAGCAACCUGCUGCCUCAGAUGGUGCGGUUUAUGGCCCUGACCGGGCUGAUGUUCGUGUUCGGGGGGUGUCGGGGACUGUGCUUCAACCUGCUCGGCGAACGGGUCAUGCUGGACCUGCGGAAGGAACUGUUCGCGGCCCUGGUGCAAAAAGACAUCCACUUCUACGAUGUGAACAAGAGCGGGGACCUGACCAGCCGUCUGGCCAGCGACAUCUCCGUGGUGCAGAGCGCGGCCUCGGACAACCUGUCAAUCCUGGCCCGCAACCUGCUGCAGUUCAUGGGCAGCCUGGUGCUGCUGUGGCUGAUCAGCUGGAAGAUGACGGUGUUGAUCCUCUGCAUGGCACCGAUCAUCUCAGGCUGCUUCAUCUACCUGGGCAAGAAGCUCAAGGAGGCCAAGAAGAAGUACCAGGACAAGCUGGCCCAUGCCAACUCGCUGGCCACCGAGAUCUUCGGCAACAUCCGGACGGUCCGGGCCUUCGCCUGCGAGGAGAAGGAGUGCAAGGAAUUCGACCGGCGGAUGGCUGAGGUCUACUCUUACGGGCGAAUAUCGUCGAUCAUCUAUGGUGGGUUCAUCGUGCUGAUGACCGUCAUGGGGAACGGCGUGAUCAUGGCCGUGCUAUGGUACGGCGGGCACUUGGUGGCCAUCAACGAGCUGUCGAUCGGCGAGCUGACCAGCUACGUGCUGUACGCCAUCACGCUGUCGAUCAACCUCACGUCAGUCACCAGCUCGGUCAACGAGUUCCUGACUGCCUCGGGCGUGAUGGAGACCAUCUUCAAGCUGAUGGACACUCCUGUUGAGAUCGAGUCCGGGCUGAGAGCGGCGCGGGAGGGGCAGUCCGGCGAGAUCGAGUUCCAGGGGGUCAACUUCGAAUACCCCGACAAGAAAGAUGUGAAGAUCAUGAGGGGGAUGGACCUGAAGAUCCGGCCUGGCGAGUCGGUCGCGAUCGUGGGGCCGUCGGGGGUGGGCAAGUCCACCAUCAUAUCCAUGAUCGAAAGGUUCUACGACAUUUCUGCGGGGAAAAUCCUGGUCGACGGGGUGUCCAUCCGCGAGUUCGACCUGCAGGUGCUGCGCAGGAGCAUCGGGCUAGUCUCGCAGGAGCCGGUUCUGUUUUCGGGCAGUCUGCGGGACAACAUCGCCUAUGCCUCUCCUGAGUCCUCCGAGGCGAGCAUCAUGGAAGUACUUGUCAAGUCCAAUGCCGAAGAGUUCGUGAUGAACAAGAGCAUGUUUCCUGACGGACUCGACACGGUCAUCGGGGAGCGGGGGAUAAAGCUUUCAGGAGGCCAGAAACAGAGGAUUGCAAUCGCUCGGGCAUUGAUCAAGAACCCCAGGGUGCUGAUUUUUGAUGAGGCCACAUCUGCGCUGGACUCGAUCAGCGAGGCGCAGGUGCAGGCCUCGAUCGCCAAGGUCAUGGAGCUGAAGGAGCGGACGGUGAUAAUGAUCGCGCACCGGCUCAGCACGAUAAAGUACUGCGACCGGAUCGUGGUGCUAGGAGAGGGGCGGGUUAUCGAAGACGGGUCCCACAAGGACCUUCUGGAACUUAAGGGCGCCUACUACAAGAUGGUCAGGAAGCAACUCGAGUCCGAUGAUGAAUGA